AUGGUGAGUAUCGACAAAGAGGGCGCCGUUACUCAAAGCCCGAUCAACUCGGAUUCCGAGUCCGGCGAGCGACGUGCAUCCGCUCCAGGAGAAGUGGGCAAUGUGCCCGAAGACAACCGGGAAACCGAUUUUUUCACUCGCAAUGGCCUCAACCUACGCAGUUUCGAGCGACGUGACUGGGGCACCGGCACCGAGCAACUCGAUCGGUCCAUAAAGUCUCGCCAUUUGAACAUGAUCGCCAUAGGUGGUUCGAUCGGGACCGGUUUUUUCGUCGGGUCAGGCACGGCCCUCACCGCGGGCGGGCCUGGAUCAGUAUUUAUCUGCUUCUGCGUCGCGGGCAUGCUCGUCUUCAACGUCGUCCACGCUCUCGGGGAACUCGCCGUCAUGUAUCCCGUCUCGGGCGGGAUGUACACCUAUUCCGUGCGCUUUAUUAGUUCGGCUUGGGGCACCGCCAUGGGGUGGAACUAUGUCUUUGGUUGGUUGGUCGUUAUGCCCCUCGAAUUAACCGUCUGUACGUUUACAGUCCAAUACUGGAAUAAAGAUAUCAAUCCCGCGAUCUGGAUCACCAUCUUCUAUGUCGCCAUCAUUCUCAUCAAUAUCUUCGGUACUCUCGGCUACGCGGAAGAGGAGUUCGUCACGUCUCUAUUUAAACUCGUGGCCAUCGUCAUUUUCAUGAUUGUCGCCGUGGUUCUGAUCUGCGGCGGCGGCCCCUCGGACGGAAUAUAUAGUGAAUACUGGGGCGCACGGCUCUGGUACGAUCCGGGGGCCUUUCAGAACGGGUUCCGAGGUUUCUGUGCCGUCUUCGUCACGGCCGCAUUCUCCUUUGGCGGCACGGAGCUUGUUGGGCUCGCGGCGGCCGAGUCCAAGAACCCCGGCGAGUCAAUGCCCGUCGCCGUUAAGCAGAUCUUCUGGCGAGUCACUAUCUUCUACAUUCUGGGGUUGACCCUGGUAGGCCUAUUGGUUAGCUCGACCGACGACCGGCUCCUCAAUGCCCGGAACCCUUAUUCCGAGGGGACCUCACCGUUCGUCAUUGUAGCCCACGACGCCAGCCUACGCGGGUUCGACAGUUUUAUGAACGUCCUCAUUUUAGUCUCGGUCAUCUCCAUCAGCGUCUCGUGCGUCUACGCUGCGUCCCGCACCACAACCAGUUUAGCUCAGCAGGGCUACGCGCCCAAAUUCUUCACCUAUAUUGACCGCUCCGGACGGCCCUUGUUCUCCGUCCUGCUCUCCCUCACCUUGGGCGCCUUGGCUUAUCUCGCUAUGGCUUCCUCAGGCAUGGAAGUCUUCAACUGGCUAAUGUCUCUCUGCAGUCUCUGUCUGCUCUUCACCUGGGGCUCCAUCUGCGGUGCCCAUAUCCGCUUCCGCGCCGCGUGGGUUCAGCAAGGUCGCUCUCUGGAUGCCAUUCCUUAUAAAGCUCCUUUCGGUGUCGUGGGAUCUUGGAUCUCCUUGAUCCUGGUCGUCAUUUUCCUGGCCGCCCAGAUUUUUGUCGCGAUCGCUCCGCCGGGCACGACCGCGUUGAACGACGCCGAGGGUUUCUUCCGGAGUGCCGCCACUAUUCCCGUGGUUCUGUUCUUCUGGGCCGUGGCUUAUUGUAUGAAACGCCAAGGGUUCACCAAGUUGGACAAGAUUGAUUUGGAUCUGGGGACCCGGGUGCAUGACUGGGACGUGAUCAAUGCGCAGAGGGCGAAGGUGGCCUCCUGGCCCUGGUGGAGACGGGCUUUCAAUAUCAUAUGGUAG
Messenger RNA from Rhinocladiella mackenziei CBS 650.93, 1737 nucleotides. RefSeq lists its product as uncharacterized. NCBI's taxonomy places the organism in Eukaryota, Fungi, Ascomycota, Eurotiomycetes, Chaetothyriales, Herpotrichiellaceae. The transcript is spliced from 3 exons. Gene Ontology annotation, molecular function: amino acid transmembrane transporter activity. The record is from RefSeq and is a predicted model, not a curated record. The coding region runs from base 1 to 1737 and encodes 578 amino acids. Gene Ontology annotation, biological process: amino acid transmembrane transport. Gene Ontology annotation, cellular component: membrane.